CAAAUGAGAAAGAUACUUCAUUUUCUUCUCAAGGUCUCUGUUAUCGAAUUCCUCUGUAGUGUUUCUGCUUCGAGUGCACUUCAUCCACCUGCUUCACAGCCUUCUCUCUCCCCCGUUUACACAUCCAUGGCUUCCUUCUCUCCAGGAAUCCAGAUGGGUAGAGGCCAAGAACACAAGUUAGAUGCACACAAGAAACUUCUGAUCGCCCUCAUAAUCAGCUCCUCUUCUCUAGGACUUAUAAUUCUUUGUUGUUUAUGCUUUUGGAUUUAUCAUCUGUCUAAGAAAUCUCCCAAAACCACCAAGAACUCAGAGAGUGGGAUUUCAAUAUCCAAGAAGGGUUUUGUGCAGUCCUUCGAUUACAAGACACUAGAGAAAGCGACAGGCGGUUUCAAAGACAGCAAUCUUGUAGGACGAGGCGGAUUCGGAUUUGUAUACAAGGCCUCUUUAGACAAUCACACUCUAGCAGCGGUCAAAAAGAUUGAAAACGUUAGCCAGGAAGCAAAACGAGAGUUUCAGAACGAAGUUGAUUUGCUGAGCAAGAUUCACCAUCCCAACAUCAUCUCACUGUUGGGAUAUGGAAGCGAGAUCAGCUCAAGUUUUAUCGUCUACGAGCUGAUGGAAAACGGAUCUCUGGAUUCACAGUUACACGGACCUUCUCGAGGAUCGGCUUUAACAUGGCACAUGCGGAUGAAGAUUGCUCUUGAUACAGCAAGAGGUGUAGAGUAUCUCCACGAACGUUGUCGCCCUCCGGUUAUCCACAGAGAUAUUAAAUCGUCAAAUAUUCUCAUUGACUCUUCCUUCAACGCCAAGAUUUCGGAUUUCGGUCUUGCGGUAACGGUCGGGGUGCACGGGAAGAACAACAUUAAACUAUCCGGGACAGUUGGUUAUGUUGCUCCAGAAUAUCUCCUAGAUGGAAAAUUAACGGAUAAAAGUGAUGUGUAUGCAUUCGGGGUGGUUCUACUUGAACUCUUGCUAGGAAGACGGCCGGUUGAGAAACUGAGCUCGGUUCAAUGUCAAUCUCUUGUCACUUGGGCAAUGCCUCAGCUCACGGAUAGAUCGAAGCUUCCCAAAAUCGUGGAUCCGGUUAUCAAAGAUACAAUGGAUCAUAAGCAUUUAUACCAGGUAGCAGCUGUGGCAGUGCUUUGUGUACAGCCAGAACCGAGUUACCGACCGUUAAUAACCGAUGUUCUUCAUUCACUUGUUCCAUUAGUUCCGGUAGAGCUAGGAGGGACUCUACGGUCAUCAUCUUAA
Molecule: messenger RNA, 1251 nt
Organism: Thlaspi arvense
Lineage: Eukaryota; Viridiplantae; Streptophyta; Magnoliopsida; Brassicales; Brassicaceae
Source: the annotation of a GenBank genome assembly